This is a messenger RNA of Eubalaena glacialis (North Atlantic right whale), 2468 nucleotides long. It is a transcript of the gene TEDC1, whose product is annotated as tubulin epsilon and delta complex 1. The record is from RefSeq and is a predicted model, not a curated record. The coding region runs from base 628 to 1890 and encodes 420 amino acids. The transcript is spliced from 8 exons. NCBI's taxonomy places the organism in Eukaryota, Metazoa, Chordata, Mammalia, Artiodactyla, Balaenidae.
GCAGGCGUAGGUUUGAAGGGGGAGAGAGUCACCGGCCGUCCGGGAGGAGCACCCGCCCGCGCGCUGAGGGGUUGAGCCGUCGGGGUACGUCCCCCGGUACCCGGGCGCUGGCCCCUGCGUCUCCGGCCUGGUACGCGUUGCGGGGUCCCAGGGCUUCCGUAGGCCAGAGAGGGCUUCCGGAGGCGGAGGGUCGCUCCCGCGUGUCGGUGGCGCCUCCCGGCCGCAGGGGCCACCCUGAGCGCCGCCGCUGACCCUCCGGAGGUUGCUAGGCUGCCAUUUGGUGCAAGGGGCUGAUUGGUGGGGUCCGGACGAGGAGAGUGUCAGGUGUCGCCGCGAUUGAGUCGCGGAGGGCGGACCCCGCGAGGCUCUCAACGCCGAUUGGUCCCCGGCGCACCGGAAAUGCCUCCGCACCGGACAGAACAGACAGCACUCAAACGCCGGGGGCACCGCUCAUUGGGCAGGAGCUAGAGGCGUGUCUCAGCCUACUCGGUGGUUGGGCGCGGGCCCAGCAGAGGCGGCACCUGAACGGUGACUGGGCGCCGGGACGCAGCUCUCGCGGGGAUUGGACGCGGGGACGCAGCGGAGGCGGCGGCGGCGCGCAAUCUGAGGAAGGCGGGUGGAGGCUGCAUGGGGCGGCGGCGGCGGCGUCGCCGGGUGGACCCGGCGAACGCGGCCCGGGCCCUGCCCGAGGCCAUCGCCGCGUUGAGUCAGACGCUGCCCGCCGGACCCAGCCCCGAGACCUUCCGCCGCGCCAAGUUCGACCGUCCGGAGGCGGCCCCCGCGCUCUGGCGGCUGCUCUUCUGCGUGCUCUCGCCGCAGCUGCCCGACGACGCCUCGGCCUCAUUCUCCCCGGAGGCCCAGGUCCGCUCUGUGAAGUUGGCGCUGCGCACCCAGGGCUACCCUAGGCGGGCCCUGGCACAGCUCCCGGACGACGGCUCCCAGGGCAGCCGCGAGCUGCUGCUGGCCCUGGCCUGGCUCCUGGCCCGCGGGCCCCUGCCCGAGCGGCUGCUGGCCCAGAACCGCGUGCAGCUGGGCGACGAGAUGCACGUGUGCGAGUGCGAGGCCCUGGCCAGCCCUGGCCCUCCUGCCCCCAGUGUGGAAGCAGACGGCUGUGUGGACAUCCGCCACCUGCAGUGGCUGAUGGGAAAGCUGCGGUUCCGGUGGCGAAACCUGAUGGCCAGUCAGCAGGAGCAGUGCGCCCUCCUGGGCAAGAUCCACUCAUAUACCCGUGGCUGCCACAGCGACUGCAGCCUUGGCCACCUGUCUGUCACCGAAACGGAGCUGCUCAGAGACCCGGAGGGUGGCCGGCAGCUGCUGCGGAGGCUGGAGAGGGAGAACGCUCGGCUGCAGGCGGCCCUCGAGUGGCGGCGCCGGGAGCUGGUCUUCUGGCAGUGGAUGGACACGGUCCUGGACGCCUGCCCCCCUGAGGCCUCACAGCCCACGUUUCUGCCCAGGAUCCCCACGCCAGGGGCUGGAGCAUUGGAGCCCCUGGUGCGGGAGCUGCAGGCCCUGCAGGGAGAGCUGCGAGAGGCGGUGGAGGCCCGGCGGGCGGCCUGGGAGGCCGGGGUUGGAGGCCGUGGGCCCGAGUGGAGCGCCGCGAGGACGGCCUUGCGGGAGGCCGUGGGGCAGGACCUGGCAGCUCUGCGGCGGGCCUGCGAGCGAGGCGGCAGCCUGGUCCAGCCCCACGGGCCCCGCCGGCUGGUGAGGACUGAGGCUGGGGCGCCUGGGGGCCCAGGCCUGCGGGCCCCUGAGGUGAUUGAGGCGCUGAGGAGCCGGGAGGCCCACCUGGAGGUGGUGCUGCGCCGGCUCCAGGGCCAGUGUCGGCAGGAGCUGGCCAGGCUGGUGGGAGCCCUGCCCGGCCUCGUCUGGAUCCUGCCACCUGGACGCUGACGCUCCCUUCUCCAGGGGGCACCCCCCCUCAGCCUGGCUGGGCCUUGGAGGGGCAGAUUCCAGGCCGGGUAGCUGCAGGGGUGACACAGACACAGCCCCGGUGGUACAGGCACGCUGGGCCCCGGGCCCCCACUUGGGGCAGUACCCAGCCCCGCGGCCUGCAGUGCUGGGGGAAGGCCCAUUGUGGUGGCCUUGGGCAUUCAGGAUCUGGAGAAGACCCAGAAGUAAAUUGUGGAGGCCUUCUUGCAGGGCUGAGGCUCCAGCUCUCCCUCCGCCACCCUUCCAGGUCUCUGUCUGGUGAGGCGGUGCUCCCCUCAGGCCCAGGGCGAGGGGUCCCUGGGCAGUGGUGGCUGAGGCUGGGCUGGUCCAGGGCUGCCCAGGUGCUGGACGGACAGGCAUGGCCUGCAGCACAGGGUGGGCGUCAGGGCCCCGGGGGAUGCAGUGUCCUGGAUGCACCCUUGGAGCCCUCAUCCUGGGCUCCCUUUGUACACCCCACCUGGGCCACGCCUGUGCCUGGUGUGCGUGUGGGUGUGCGUGUGGGUGUGUGUGCGUGUCUGUGUUGGGCAGGGACGCCUGAU